GGCUCCCCGAGCCCUGGCACGGGCUCAGCCCCACUGACGGCACCGUGCUCCUCCCGCAGCCCGACGGCACCAGCGCACCACUGGAGAUUGUGCUGCUGGACAAGGUGUCCACAGGCUUCUCCGGUGUGGUGCAGCUGCUGGAGUGGUUUGAGCUCCCCAAGCACAUCGUGAUGGUGCUGGAGCGCCCAGAGCGAUGUGAGGACCUGCGGCGUUACAUUUGGGCACGGAGGUUCCUGUCCGAGGAAGAGGCGCGGGAGCUGUUCCAGCAGGUGCUGGCGGCCGUGCGGCACUGCACCAGCUGCGGGGUCCUGCAGUGCGACAUCAAACCAGAGAACAUCCUGGUUGAUCUGGAGACCCGGCAUGCAAAACUGAUUGACUUUGGCUGUGGCACCUACCUGCAGGACACAGCCUACACUCAGUUUGCAGGAACUCUUUCCUACAGGCCACCAGAGUGGUUCCACCAGAGACGCUACCACAGCCAGGCAGCAACAAACUGGUCCCUGGGCCUCCUGCUGUACCAGCUGGUCAUAGGGAAGCACCUGUUCAGGAAGGGCCAGCAAAUCAUCUGGGGGUGGAUCUUCUUCCCACGACGGCUCUCCCAAGGUGGAUCCCCAUCUCUCGGCAAGGAGGGAACACCAGGGUUGGGAGACAGCUGUGCCGCUCCUUGCUCGCAGGUGGCCAUCAAAUGCGUGCCGCGGGAUCGCAUCCGGCGCUGGUGCGAGCUGGUGAGUGAGCGGGGCCAGCGGCAGAAGCCGGGGCGUGCCGGGCGGGGAUGAGCUGGGGCCCGGCAGGGUGGGAGCCACCGGGAGCCCUGCGGGGAGAGCAAGCGUGAGGCCAGCGGAGAGCGCAGAGCAUCCCGGGCUGGCUGAGGGCUCCCCGAGCCCUGGCACGGGCUCAGCCCCACUGACGGCACCGUGCUCCUCCCGCAGCCCGACGGUACACGUGCGCCCCUGGAGAUCGUGCUGAUGGACAGAGUGUCCUCUGGCUGUGCUGCUGUCAUUCAGCUCCUGGAGUGGCUUGAGCUCCCCAACAGCUUCUUGCUGGUGCUGGAGUGUCUGCAGCGGUGCCAGGACCUCUCUCAUUUGCUGGCAGAGCGGAUGUUCCUGCCGGAGGAGGAGGAGCGAGGGCUGUUUCGCCAGGUGCUGGAGGCCGUGUGGCACUGCACCAGCUGCGGGGUCCUGCACAGGGACAUCAAGCCGGAGAACAUCCUGCUUGACUUGGCCACGGGGCAGGUGAAAUUGAUUGACUUUGGCUGUGGCGCCUUCCUCCAAGACACAGCCUACACCCGAUUUGCAGGUGAGCUCUCGCAGGGGAUGCUCCUGGGCAUCUCUUGGCCCAGCCUUGGCGUGGCACCAGGGCUUCCCUCUAGUGCUGCCGG
Cyanistes caeruleus (blue tit) is the source of this 1378-nucleotide messenger RNA. The record is from RefSeq and is a predicted model, not a curated record. NCBI's taxonomy places the organism in Eukaryota, Metazoa, Chordata, Aves, Passeriformes, Paridae.